UGAGCAUUUCCACAAUCCCAAACUCAUAUUAGACUAGAAAAGUGGGUGAAGGAAGUUGACUGCACAUUUCUGCUCCUACAUUUCUCUUCUUCCCUAGAAAUGGAGACAGUUGAUUCAACUCGAGCAUUUGUGAAGAACGUCAAACGACUCAUUGUCAAGGUUGGGACUGCAGUUGUGACUCGAGCUGAUGGAAGAUUAGCACUUGGAAGAUUAGGAGCCCUCUGUGAGCAGCUUCAGGAGCUUAAUUCGCAAGGGUAUGAAGUUAUUUUGGUGACUUCUGGUGCUGUAGGUGUUGGUCGUCAGCGGCUUAGAUAUAGGAAGUUGCUCAACAGCAGUUUUCUUGAUCUUCAAAAGCCACAAACUGAGCUUGAUGGCAAGGCUUGUGCUGCUGUGGGCCAGAAUGGCCUCAUGGCUCUGUAUGAUUCUUUGUUCAGUCAGUUGGAUGUGACAUCAGCUCAGCUUCUGGUGACUGAUAAUGACUUUAGAGAUCCAGAUUUUAGGAGACAACUCAAUGACACAGUAAAUUCGUUGCUUUCUCUAAAAGUUAUACCUAUAUUCAAUGAGAAUGAUGCUAUCAGUACGCGGAGAGCUCCUUAUGAGGACUCUUCUGGAAUAUUUUGGGAUAAUGACAGUCUGGCAGCUCUUCUAGCUUUGGAAUUAAAAGCUGAUCUUCUAGUUCUGUUGAGUGAUGUAGACGGUCUUUACAGUGGUCCUCCCCGUGAUCCAGAUUCAAAGUUGAUUUACACAUACAUUAAGGAAAUACAUGAGAGAGUGAUUACUUUUGGAGACAAGUCCAGGGUGGGAAGAGGAGGCAUGACUGCCAAAGUAAAAGCUGCUAUGUAUGCUGCUUAUGCUGGCAUUCCUGUUGUCAUAACCAGUGGCUUUGCGACAGAUAACAUCAUCAAAGUGCUGCAUGGGGAACGUAUAGGCACACUCUUUCAUUGUGAUGCCAAUAAAUGGGCCUCAAUUGGAGAGACUGAUGCUCGUGAGAUGGCAGUGGCUGCAAGGGCAUGUUCCAGACGUCUUCAGGCACUGUCUUCCCAAGAAAGGAGUAAAAUAUUGCAGGAUAUAGCUGAUGCACUGGAAGCAAAUGAAAAGGCAAUCCUCGCUGAGAAUGAAGCUGAUGUGGUUGCUGCUCAACAGGCCGGAUAUGAGAAGUCUUUGAUAUCUCGUCUGGCUUUAAAUCCAGGAAAAAUUGCUGAUGGAUUCAUCUUGGAGAAAUCAUCAUCUCCAUUAGGCGUUGUAUUGAUUAUUUUUGAGUCACGACCUGAUGCACUUGUACAGAUAGCUUCUCUAGCAGUCCGAAGUGGGAACGGCCUCAUGUUGAAAGGAGGAAAGGAGGCCAAAAGAUCAAACGCCAUCUUACACAAGGUGAUUACCUCGGCAAUUCCUGUAAGUGUAGGUGAAAGACUUAUUGGACUAGUGACUUCUAGAGAAGAGAUCCCUGAAUUACUUAAGCUUGACGAUGUGAUUGAUCUUGUUAUCCCAAGAGGUAGCAAUAAACUUGUUUCUCAAAUCAAGGCAUCAACAAAAAUUCCUGUUCUAGGCCAUGCUGAUGGAAUUUGCCAUGUUUAUGUUGACAAGUCUGCUGACAUGGAUAUGGCUAAGCGCAUUACUGUUGAUGCAAAAAUCGAUUAUCCUGCAGCCUGCAAUGCGAUGGAAACACUUCUUGUGCAUAAGGAUUUGGCACAAAAUGGAGGUCUUAAUGAUCUGAUUGUGGAACUUCAAACAAAAGGGGUUUCUUUAUAUGGUGGACCCAAAGCUAGCUCCCUGCUCAUGAUUCCAGAGGCACGUACAUUUCGUCACGAAUAUAGUUCACUAGCUUGCACUGUGGAAGUUGUUGAAGAUGUAUAUGCUGCGAUAGAUCAUAUACAUCAGCAUGGAAGUGCCCACACCGAUAGCAUCAUUACUGAAGAUCAGGAAGUUGCUGAAGUUUUUUUACGUCAGGUUGACAGUGCUGCUGUAUUUCACAACGCAAGUACAAGAUUUAGUGAUGGAUUCCGCUUUGGACUUGGUGCAGAGGUGGGCAUUAGUACUGGUCGUAUUCAUGCUCGUGGCCCAGUUGGAGUUGAAGGAUUGCUAACAACUAAAUGGCUUGCAAGGGGAAGUGGACAAAUUGUUGAUGGUGAUAAAUCAAUUGUGUAUAGUCACAAAGACCUUACUCAGCAAGGGUGAUUAUCCAGUUGUGUAUUUAGGAAGAUUUUGUAUGGUGCUAUUGGUAGGUGGGUUUGGGGCUUACCCAAAGAUUUUCUGUAUUUUCCAGCCAUUGACUUGUGAUCAUUUGCAGUCUUCACAUUAUUCUGUAUUAACAUAGUUAUGUUGUUGCAUAGGUUUUAACUUGCAGGACUAACUUGUCCCAAUUAUAAUAAUAUCGAAAUAUGUAUUCCAAAUAAUUAAAAAAACGUUUCAUAUA
Messenger RNA from Solanum lycopersicum (tomato), 2413 nucleotides. It is a transcript of the gene PRO2, whose product is annotated as delta 1-pyrroline-5-carboxylate synthetase. Gene Ontology annotation, molecular function: glutamate 5-kinase activity; ATP binding; glutamate-5-semialdehyde dehydrogenase (NADP+) activity. The record is from RefSeq and is a predicted model, not a curated record. Lineage: Eukaryota; Viridiplantae; Streptophyta; Magnoliopsida; Solanales; Solanaceae. Gene Ontology annotation, cellular component: cytoplasm.